AACAAAAAGAAAAAUCGGUAUUAGGUUGUCCACGUUGUUAUCGAUUUUCUUCAAUCCUCUUCUUGAAGGAGUCUUUAUGAAUUCGAAGGUAGUGUUUCCGUUUCUUGAUUCCUUGUGAUCCCUCUUAAGUACAACAGAGUAAUUGUUCCAUUGUGAUUUUCUUGUGGAGGAUUUGCCCUGCAACUAAACAGGAGCUGAGAUGUGAAGUAGCCCUGAGUUAGACUCGAAGAGAUACAAACUGGACUUACUCUUUGUUGAUCUGAAAGUUGUCAAUGGGCGGUGUAAAUAGUUCAAGGGCUGUAGCUAGUGAGCUUUUUGAAGUAUCACAAAGUAAAACUUGCAAGAGACAGAGGUUGUCAUCGAUUUCUUGUGAGGAAAGUCCAAGAUUGAUUCCCAGCCUUCCUGAUGAAAUAUCAAUUCAGAUCCUUGCCAGACUUCCUAAGAUUUGUUACUUGAAAAUGAGGUUAGUGUCUCGUGCUUGGAAAGCAGCCAUUGUAAGUGCUGAACUGUUCAAUGUGAGAAAAGAACUUGGAACAACUGAGGCGUGGCUCUAUAUAUUAAUGAAAGUUGAAGAUGAAAAAUUUUUAUGGUAUGCCUUGGAUCCAUUGUCCCGAAGGUGGCAAAGGUUGCCGACAAUGCCUGGUGUUUCAUUUGAAGAUGAGCCCAAGAAGGGUUUGGCUGCGCUUCGAAUGUGGAAUGUAGUGGGUUCGAGUAUCAAAAUUGCAGACACGGUAAUGAGUUGGCUUAGAAAGAAGGGGACACUGGACCGAUUACCCUUUCAUGGCAGUGCUGUUGGAGCUAUUGAUGGUUGCCUCUAUGUGUUAGGGGGACUCUCUAAAGCUUCAGCCAUGAGAUGUGUGUGGCGGUAUAAUCCAAUACUGAAUGCUUGGAGUGAGAUGAGUCCAAUGUCCAUUGGUAGAGCCUUUUCUAAGACAGGAAUCUUAAACAACAAGCUUUAUGUUGUUGGAGGAGUUGCUAAAGGCCGUGGUGGACUUACCUCUCUCCAAUCUGCUGAAGUGUUUGAUCCUUAUACUGGUAUGUGGUCUGAAAUUCCAAGCAUGCCUUUUUCCAAGGCUCAGGUGCUCCCUACUGCUUUUCUGGCGGAUUUGCUCAAGCCAAUUGCAACUGGGAUGGCAUCAUAUAGAGGAAGGUUAUUUGUGGCUCAGAGCUUAUAUUGCUGGCCUUUUUUUGUUGAUGUUGGAGGAGAGAUAUACGAUCCAGAGUUGAAUGCAUGGAAUGAAAUGCCAACUGGCAUGGGAGAGGGUUGGCCAGUAAAGCAGGCAGGAACAAAACCGAGUGUCACAGUUGAAGAUGAGCUUUAUGCACUUGAACCUUCUAGUUCUCUUGAUAGUGCUAGAAUCAAGGUAUAUGAUUACAGAAAUGAUGCCUGGAAAGUUUUGCUUGGUGAUAUUCCUAUUUGUGACACUAGUAAUUCACAAUCUUCCUAUUUACUUGCUGGUUUACUUGGAAAGCUCCAUGUAAUCACUAAAGAUGCCAACAACAUCAUAAGAGUUCUGCAGGUAGAUGUAAGGAAUCAUUUAGCUUCCUCAUCAUCAUCUUCAGCCCUUCCUUUUGAUAACUCCUGCAGCGAGGAGGCUGAGUCUGCAGCAAAACCAGAAACAUGUCUUUGGAGGGUCAUUGCCACUAAAAAUGCUAGCUCUGCUGAUCUGGUUAGUUGUCAGACCCUUGAUCAUUAGUUAUAUCUGUAUGUCUUACCCUUUCUGUAGUUCAGUGUGGUGAUGAAUGUUUUGUAUACAUUAUUCUUACCAUUAUAAAGAGAGAAUGCUUGAAAGGGAAAAAAAAUUUAUCAUAGUAUUGGAAAUCUAUGACAUGAUCCAUGAUAUAUAGGCACUUGUAAACAAUUUAUGUAUUCAAUUAUUGAGUGAAUCAAUUUUUAUUGUUGCCUA
Hevea brasiliensis (rubber tree) is the source of this 1907-nucleotide messenger RNA. RefSeq names its product F-box/kelch-repeat protein At1g22040. The coding region runs from base 273 to 1697 and encodes 474 amino acids. Gene Ontology annotation, molecular function: protein binding. The transcript has 2 exons. Lineage: Eukaryota; Viridiplantae; Streptophyta; Magnoliopsida; Malpighiales; Euphorbiaceae. The record is from RefSeq and is a predicted model, not a curated record.